Trichoplax adhaerens is the source of this 399-nucleotide messenger RNA. RefSeq lists its product as uncharacterized. The record is from RefSeq and is a predicted model, not a curated record. Lineage: Eukaryota; Metazoa; Placozoa; Uniplacotomia; Trichoplacea; Trichoplacidae. The transcript has a single exon. The coding region runs from base 1 to 399 and encodes 132 amino acids.
AUGAAAAUAAUCUUAGCAGGUCUUAUUUUAGCUUACAUUGGUUCAUUAUUAACAACAACGAUGAAGACAUCCAAUGAACCAACCCUAGAAGAAAUGGAAGAAUUCAUGAUGGAUCCUGAACACUUAAAGGAAGAUAUAAAAAAUUUAGACGAUAUGGAUGAUGAGGAAAUAGAAAAACUUGCAGAUAAGGAAAAGCUAUACUAUUUUAAAUUACAUGAUACCAAUAAAGAUAAUAAAUUAGAUGGAUUGGAAAUCUUACAUGGCAUGCAGCAUUCCUUCAAAUUUUCUAGAAAUCUAACAACGGAUGAGUUAAAUCGAAUGAUUGAAGAGAAUAUUCUUCGAUACGAUGAUGAUAAGGAUGGAACUAUAUCUCAUGCAGAAUUUUUUCGUCGAAAUUAA